This is a messenger RNA of Passer montanus (Eurasian tree sparrow), 2321 nucleotides long. It is a transcript of the gene HDAC8, whose product is annotated as histone deacetylase 8. The transcript is spliced from 12 exons. Gene Ontology annotation, molecular function: histone deacetylase activity. The coding region runs from base 645 to 1820 and encodes 391 amino acids. NCBI's taxonomy places the organism in Eukaryota, Metazoa, Chordata, Aves, Passeriformes, Passeridae. The record is from RefSeq and is a predicted model, not a curated record.
ACCACGUAUUCUCCCCUUGAGCUUGUCAUUUUCUCCCAAAGUUCAGAAACUCAGGCUUGUGUGGACCCAUUUGUCUGUUUCAGGAGUCAAACUGUGUAGGUUUUGUAACCUGUGGCUUGAAAUGGGUAGAAACAUUAAGACCCAUUUCUAGGACGUUAACACCCAUACCCUCACCCUUGGAAUUGUUUGUAAAGACAUUAGCACACAUCUUUCCUAUCAUGGCUAAUCCCUCCCUUUGCGAUUUCUGCUCCCGUCAGGGGAGCCUUAAAGGGCCCGAGCCCCUGCCUGGCGCCUGCCUCUGACCCGAGGGACCCGGUGGGAGCUGCCGGGUGUUGGGGGGACCCGGGCACCUGCUGAGCUGCGGCUCUUUGAACAGGGCGGGCGCCGCGUGGGGGGCUGCGUGCAGGCCACAGGCCUUUUUAAAUUAUAUUAUUGGAGAAUAAACACCACCCGAGCUGCGUGGGGCCCGAGUAAAAAUGCCUCUUAACACCAGCUGGCUGCCUGUUCCUACGCGGCCGAGCUAGGGGAAGGACAGUGGCGGGGUGGGCCUACAGCUCCCGGCACGCCGCGGGGCCGGAACUGCCGGUGCUGGCGUGCCCUGACUAGCGGCGUUGCGGGUGCUGGUCCCGGCUGCGCCAGCUCCGAUGGCGGCGGUGCCGCCGCCGGUCUACGUAUACAGCCCGGAGUACGUGACCCUCUGCGACUCCCUCUGCAAAGUGCCCAAGCGGGCCAGCAUGGUGCAUUCACUGAUUGAAGCGUAUUGCUUGCUUGACCAGAUGAAGAUAGUCAAGCCUAAAGUGGCCUCCAUGGAGGAAAUGGCGAGUUUCCACACAGAUGCUUACCUGCAGCACCUGCAGAAGGUCAGUGAGGAGGGGGAUGAUGACCACCCGGAGUCUGUGGAGUAUGGACUGGGUUACGACUGUCCAGCCACUGAAGGGAUCUUUGAGUAUGCAGCAGCUGUGGGAGGAGCCACCAUCACUGCAGCUCAGUGCCUGCUGGAUGGCAAGUGCAAAGUAGCAAUUAACUGGCCUGGAGGGUGGCAUCAUGCAAAGAAACAUUGUUUUCACAGGGAUGAAGCUUCUGGUUUCUGUUACGUGAAUGACGCUGUCUUGGGGAUCCUGCGACUGCGCCAGAAAUUUGACCGUGUCCUUUAUAUCGAUUUGGAUUUACAUCAUGGGGAUGGAGUUGAGGAUGCCUUUAGUUUCACCUCAAAAGUCUUGACUGUUUCUCUGCACAAAUUUUCACCAGGAUUUUUCCCAGGCACUGGUGAUGUGACAGAUGUUGGCCUGGGAAAAGGUCGCUAUUACAGCGUGAAUGUGCCCAUUCAAGAUGGCAUUCAGGAUGAAAAAUAUUACCAGAUCUGUGAAUCAGUGCUGAAGGAGGUGUAUGCUGCCUUCAACCCUGAUGCAGUUGUGCUGCAGCUGGGGGCGGACACCAUUGCUGGAGACCCCAUGUGCUCUUUCAACAUGACACCUGAGGGAGUGGGGAAGUGCCUCAAGUAUGUCCUGCAGUGGCAGCUAGCAACUCUUGUCCUGGGAGGAGGAUUGCUUUCAGCUAAGAUUUCUCCUUGUGGGCUUAUGUUCCUUUACCAUGUAGGAGGUUACAACCUUGCCAACACUGCUCGCUGCUGGACGUACUUGACUGGGGUCAUCCUUGGGAGAACACUGAACUCAGAGAUCCCUGAUCAUGAGUUCUUCACAGAGUAUGGUCCUGAUUACGUGCUGGAGAUCACACCAAGCUGCAGACCAGACCGCAAUGAGCCACAGAGAAUUCAAGAAAUUCUGAACUCUAUCAAAGGAAAUCUGAAGCACGUUGUGUAGCAGAAAAGGAAGGCUUAGGCAAGAGCAUUUCCUGUGGGGAAGACAGCAUAUUUAUGUGAACAACUGGUGAAAUUUGUGGCUGCAGGGAAACUUUCGAAGAAAGUACUGUUGGUUGGUUUUUUUUUUCUCUUUAAAGAAGGAAAGCUACCGCAUGCCACAAGCACUGUGGCUCCCCCAGGCAGGAGUGUGGGCCCUCCAGCCACAGCCUUCCAGUGCUGGCAGAGCCUCCCUUGCUCCUUUCCCCUUCCUAUUUUAACACCACAGUUUGUUCUCACAACUGCUUUUAAAUGUAUUUUAAGAGAGGAGCAGCUCAGAGCUGUGAGCCUUCUCCAGCUGGAGCCCCGUGCUGUGUUAGCUACCCAGCAGGGCCACAGCCUCAGAGCUGCCCACUCAGGAAGUAGAGCCUGUGGGCUACCCUGGUUGUGUCCCUUGCCCACAGAAAGGCACAGCCAUUGUGUUUUUAACGGGGAAUUUUUAAAAAAUAAAAUACUUGAAGUACUC